AUACUUUGUAUCUGCAGAGAAGUGGAGGCUGGGUAGGAAAGUGGGCUUAAGAAAGAAAUCUCUCCCCUGAACUGUUUACCCUGACGUCAGUUUGCAGAACUAGCUCUGCCCCGUCCCUCUCAGUGUCUCUGAAACUCCACUCAGUGAAAACUGGAGGAAUAGAUGGGCUCGGCUCUGCUGCCUGCGAGCCUGGACCUCACGGAGUGAAUGAAAUGAUUCCUUCUGCUCAUUUAAAGUGGACUAAAACAGCUACACGAUGAACACCUGCGCCUUUCUGCUGAUUUUGACUGUUCAGAUCUACGCCGAUGGCAUCGAGGGUCCAACAGCUGCUGGCUGCACGUUUGAGGAGGAUUCAGACCCCAGUCUGUGUGACUUCACCCAGGGAGAAGAGGAUGACUUUGACUGGCUGCUGUUUCGGACGUACAGUUCACCUUACGCCAGCUCUGACCUCCUGCGGGGAUCCUACAUGUUGGUGAACUCCUCUCAGCAUGCCGUGGGUCAUCGUGCUCAGCUGCUGCUGCAGACGUUGAGUGAAAAUGACACACACUGCGUCCAGUUCAGUUACUUCCUUUACAGUCGCGAUGGCCACAGUCCUGGGGCCUUGCAGGCAUACGUGCGAGUCAACGGCGGUCCGCUCGGCAAUCCGGUGUGGAACACAUCGGGGACUCAUGGCAAGCAGUGGCACCAGGUUGAACUGGCUGUCAGCACCUUUUGGCCUAAUGAAUACCAGGUUCUGAUUGAGGCAACAGUUUCCAGGGAGCGGCGAGGCUACAUUGCUAUAGAUGACAUCAUGGUGCUCAACUAUCCGUGCUACAAGGCGCCGCACUUCUCCAGACUAGGAGAUGAGGAGGUCAAUGCUGGGCAAAAUGCCACUUUCCAGUGUGUUGCUGCUGGAAGGGCAUCAGAGGCUGAGAAGUUCCUGCUGGAGAGACACAAUGGGGACAUUUUAACAAUGGCGUCAGUCAAGCACUUGAGUCACCGGCGCUUUGUGGUAUCCUUCCAGCUAGACAGCGUUCAGCGAGCAGAUCAAGACCUUUACCGCUGUGUCACUCAGUCCUCCAGGGGCUCUGGGGUCUCAAACUUCGCUGAACUCAUUGUCAAAGUCCCUCCAUCCCCCAUUGCGCCACCUCAGCUGCUGCGUGCCGGCUCCACUUACCUGAUCAUCCAGCUCAACACCAACUCUAUCCUGGGAGAUGGCCCCAUUAUCAGGAAGGAGAUCGAGUACCGCGCCAGCCAGUCUCCGUGGUCAGAGGUGCACGGAGUCAACAUGGUCACCUACAAGCUGUGGCACCUCGAUCCGGACACAGAGUAUCACAUCAGUGUGCUGCUGACUCGGCCAGGAGAGGGAGGAACUGGCCCUCCUGGACCACCUCUAGUGAGCAGGACCAAGUGUGCAGAGCCCAUGCGUGCAUUGCGGGACCUCACAGCCACAGACAUCCAGGCCAGACAGUUGACCCUGCAGUGGGAGAAUUUGGCUUUCAACCUGACACGCUGCCACACCUACUCAGUGUCCCUAUGCUACCGCUACACCACAGCGGGAGGAGGCGGAGGCCACAACACCACCGUGCGUGAAUGCCUGGCGGUGGAACAUAACGCGUCACGCUUCACGCUGCGUGACCUGCCACCCUACCAUGGCAUCCAUGUCCGCCUGUCACUGAGCAACCCAGAGGGGAAGAAGGAGGGCAGAGAGGUGACCUUCCAAACCGAGGAGGACAUUCCUGGAGGCAUUGCACCAGAGUCGCUCACCUUCACCCCACUGGAUGACAUGAUCUUCCUAAAAUGGGAGGAGCCUGUUGAGCCCAAUGGUCUUAUUACCCAGUAUGAGAUCAGUUACCAGAGUACAGAGUCAUCUGAUCCAGGCAUUAAUGUCCCAGGACCUAGAAGAACUGUGUCAAAGCUGAAGAAUGAGACCUACCACAUGUUCUCUAACCUCCACCCUGGAACUACUUACCUAAUCUCCGUCCGAGCCCGCACAGCCAAGGGCUUUGGCCAGACUGCCCUGACCGAAAUCACCACUAACAUCUCAGCUCCCACCUUUGAUUACGGAGACAUGCCUUCCCCCCUGAGUGAGACUGAAAGCACAAUUACUGUCCUGCUGCGCCCUGCCCAAGGUAGAGGGGCACCUGUCAGCACAUACCAGGUGGUAGUUGAAGAGGAGACAGGGAAGAAAGUGAAAAGGGAACUGGGGCUUCAGGAGUGUUUCCCACUGCCCAUAUCCCACGGUGAGGCCCAGGCCCGGGGCACACCACACUACUACACAGCAGAGCUGCCACCCAGCAGCCUCCCGGAGGCCAGUCCCUUCACUGUGGGUGACAACCACACUUACAAUGGCUACUGGAACAGCCCUUUGGAUCCACGCAAAAGCUAUCUUGUCUACUUCCAGGCUAUGAGCAACUUCCGAGGGGAAUCCAGAAUAAACUGCAUCCGCAUCGCUCGCAAAGCGGCCUGCAAAGAUCACCGCAAAGCUCUAGAGGUGUCCCAAAACUCAGAAGAGAUGGGUCUGAUUCUCGGGGUGUGCGCCGGAGGUCUGGUAGUACUCAUCCUGCUGCUGGGUGCCGUCAUCAUCAUCAUCAAGAAAGGAAGGGACUACUACUCUUACUAUCCGAAACCAGUGAACAUGAAUAAGACACCCAUUACCUACCGGCAGGAGAAGAGCCAUAUGGGCUCCAUGGAGCGCAGUUUCACAGACCAGAGCACCCUACAAGAGGAUGAGAGAAUGGCUCUUUCCUUCAUGGAUGCACACACCUGCGGCACACGCAGUGAUGCUCGUAGUUCAGUGAAUGAAGCCAGUAGCCUGCUGGGAGGCUCGCCCAGGCACCAGUGUGGACGUAAAGGCUCCCCCUACCACACAGGGCAGCUCCACCCUGCUGUCCGUGUGGCCGACCUCCUCCAGCACAUCAACCAGAUGAAGACUGCCGAGGGCUACGGCUUUAAACAGGAAUACGAGAGCUUCUUUGAUGGCUGGGACUGCACAAAGAAGAAAGACAAAACCAAAGGGAGGCAUGACACCUUGCUUGGAUAUGACCGCCACAGAGUCAAGCUCCACCCUCUCCUGGGAGACCCCAACUCAGACUACAUUAAUGCUAACUACAUUGAUAUUCGGAUUAACAGGGAAGGCUAUCAUCGAUCCAACCACUUCAUCGCCACUCAGGGACCCAAGCAGGAGACUUUGUAUGAUUUUUGGAGGAUGGUGUGGCAGGAAAAUUGUUUCAGCAUUGUCAUGAUCACUAAGCUGGUGGAGGUUGGCAGGGUGAAAUGUUGUAAAUACUGGCCGGAUGACAGUGAGAUGUACGGUGACAUUAAAAUCACUCUGCUUAAGACAGAGACGCUGGCUGAAUACACAGUUCGCACCUUUGCCUUGGAGAGGAGAGGAUAUUCAGCCAAGCAUGAGGUGCGUCAGUUUCACUUCACAUCCUGGCCUGAGCACGGCGUGCCCUAUCAUGCUACUGGGCUGCUGGCCUUUAUACGAAGAGUGAAAGCCUCUACACCUCCCGAUGCUGGCCCUGUGGUGGUCCAUUGCAGUGUGGGGGCAGGCCGCACAGGCUGCUACAUCGUGCUGGAUGUAAUGUUGGACAUGGCCGAGUGUGAAGGCGUGGUGGAUAUCUACAACUGUGUCAAAACCCUCUGCUCUCGACGCAUCAACAUGAUUCAGACAGAGGAGCAGUAUAUCUUUAUCCAUGAUGCCAUUCUGGAGGCCUGUCUCUGUGGAGAGACGGCCAUCCUGGUGAACGAGUUUGCCGUCACUUACAAGGAAAUGCUGCGAGUGGACUCCCAGAGUAAUUCCUCCCAACUACGGGAAGAGUUCCAGACACUCAAUUCUGUAACUCCUCACCUGGAUGUGGAAGAGUGCAGUAUUGCUCUGUUGCCCAGAAACCGGGAGAAGAACCGCAGCAUGGAUGUUCUGCCGCCUGAUCGCGCCCUAGCAUUCCUGGUUACGACAGAAGGGGAGAGCAACAAUUACAUCAAUGCUGCUCUCGCUGACAGCUUCCACCGGCAAGCCGCUUUCAUUGUGACCCCUCACCCUCUGCCUGGGACUACAGCAGACUUUUGGAGGCUGGUCUUUGACUAUGGUUGCACAGCCGUGGUCAUGCUCAACCAACUCAACCAGUCAAACUCUGCUUGGCCGUGUGUUCAGUACUGGCCAGAGCCUGGUUUACAGCAGUACGGGCCCAUGGAAGUGGAGUUUCUGUCUAUGUCAGCAGACGAGGAUGUCAUUACUCGUCUGUUUCGGGUCAAGAACGUCACACGGCUCCAAGAGGGCCAGUUGGUGGUGUGUCAGUUCCAGUUCCUGCGUUGGUCAGCGUACCGUGACGUGGCCGACUCCAAAAAGGCUUUCCUCAACCUGCUGGCUCAAGUGCACAAGUGGCAAAGAGAGUGUGGAGAAGGACGCACUGUUGUCCACUGCCUUAAUGGCGGUGGUCGCAGUGGGACUUUCUGCGCUUGCAACAUUCUCCUUGAAAUGAUCCAGUACCAGAAUAUGGUGGACAUCUUCUAUGCUGUCAAAACAUUACGGAACUGUAAACCUAACAUGGUGGAGUCACUGGACCAGUACCGAUUCUGCUAUGACCUCGUCCUGGAGUACUUGGAUUGCUUUGAAGGGAGAUAGCAACUAAAUGUUUUCCACAGUGGCAGCAUCCCACGUGCUGUGAUCCAGUGACCCCCUUUCUAGCUUAAUGUUCGGACAUGUGGCAUUGAAAGAACUACAAAGGAAGAAGAGGAACAAAACCUGAUUAACUUUUAACCUUUAAUGUACAGCUGUGAUUUCCUCCUCGUUGGUGAUGUUUAUCUCUUUUGAUAUUUUUGUGCUUUUCUUGGUCCUCUUUGCCUAUUGGACUUGUGCUAAGGGUCUCUGUAGCAGCAACACAAUACUCUGAGCUACAGAAUGGACCUGUUUAUCAUGAAGAAGGGUCGAUCUUGGUUGUGUUUCAUCAUUUUAUUCAGGGAGGGGGCUGGAUGAACUUCCAGAAUUAGAGCAGGAUUAUCUAUAUGUGGAACCAUUUUCUUCUCUCUAAGAGCUACACAGCAGUCCACUGUGGUUGUGGCAUGACUUAUCUACCAUACCAUAAACUGCCUUAUUCUCUGAUGUAGGAACAGAUUUAUUCAGAUCCCUGAAUAAAUUUUAAAGAUCGUUAUACUGGUGAAUAAACAGCAACAAGUGAUUUUAAGAAGAGGCUUAAAGCAUCAGGAUCGACCAGCCCAGUUCUCAACAGUACUGAUGCAGAAACUGUACAGUAGUGCAAUGUGUUGUGUUUGUUUGUGCUGGAUUACCAUGCGUGCUAUAGGUGGACACUUCCAGGGACCACAGCACCGGACCUGGUGCCACUACAGGAGAUUCCUGUUUCAUUACAGUCACAGUGCCAAUCCCAAUGAUUGACUUGAAACCUGUCUUUCCUUUGUUCUACUGUACUGCUUUGUCUUGAUAUAUGCCUACAAACAUACAGUAUGUAUAGCAUCAGCUAAUGUUCUUGCUCCAAAGUGAUUGUUUGUAUCCUAUACCCAGCAGGAAAGUAAAAGGAGCAGGGAAAUCUGUUCAGGUGUGUUCAUAUAAUCAUGGAAAAACAGCUUUUGCGUACUCCUCAUUAUUUUGUAGGCCUAUGUGAUGCGCUGUGAUGCCUCUGUGCAGACAGGUGGAGUGGAAAUGCACUGAAAGAUGAUCAUGACCUGUGUUGGUGCAGCUAGUCACUGCUGUGACUGCUUGUGUUUUCAAAUUUCUCAAACUGCACAAUAGCAGAUUAUUCUCAUAUCGAGACACAACAGAUGGCCUAUUUGCUUGGCGAAGUAAGAGCAUGCAGAUACAACUACUGAGAUUGUUAAAAAAACUGUCUGUCAUUGAAGUGUAUCUACUGCUUGCAACUUAGCAUUGUAGCUGAGGUGGUUCCAUUUAUUACAGUACCCCUGUGAGUUGUAGAGGGCCAAAUACUGCACAGAUUAAUACAGAAUACAUAGAGCAAGACCCUUGUUUCACCGCUGUAAUGUGAAUAACUUUAGAAAUGUACUGACAUGCUAUAGUGAUGGUGUGAAACAUGAUGUUCCAUUACAUUACAGGUUUCAGUCUGUGACUCUUUUACUCCUUUGUUGCCUGAGGCAUCUGGUUGUACUGUAAAUUGUCAAAGCAAACCAAGCCAAUGAAGUAGGGGGUUCAUUUUGUCAAUGUUAUAAAAUUUUAGAACAUUGACAAAAUGAACCCCCUACUUAAUGGGGCAUUAACACUGUGUAAAGGGAAAUAUUAGCUAUUUUGCAUCACCACUAAACUAAAAACAGUAUUUCAAACUGUAGGAAUAGUAAGAAAUAGUUCUACAUGGAUCUGGCUGCUUAGUUAUCACAGACUAGUUUCACAAAGAAAAUCCAUUAUUUUUCACGUACUGGCCAAUGCCUAGAGAUCAUUAGAACUGUUAACGUCCAAAUCAAUGGAAGCAACUUUGCCAGAGAGAAACAUAAUGAUCUGAGAGAGCUUUGCAAAAUCUACAGAAAAGACUUCACCACACUAGGCAUUUUUUUCUUUGUAUUUGUCCCACAAUUUUUCUUUCAGAAUCAAGAACAUAUUUAUUCUGUAAUCUAUUAUUAUCCUUAAAGGAGGCCAAUCAAGGUGUCACUCCCGAACCUGCCCUAAUAAACAAAGAGAGACACCUUGAAGCCCAUAGAAGUUGAAAAAUGGCAGCUAGGUGAACUCUGCUGCUAGUUUGCAGCUCACAGUCUGGUCACACCAAAAUAUGUGAGGAAUCUAACAAUAUACCAACAUCACCAGACUCCCACAGCUUCACUGAUAGAGCAGUUUGUUUUCUAUGUGGAUGCAAAAUGAGGUAGCGAUAGUGUAUUCAGUGAUCUGACAGAAAAUCACAUGAAGAAGUGCCUGGACACUUUUUCAUGAGGAUGGAAGGAAUGUGUACAUACAGAUGUAUAUUAUGUUAUGUGAAUACUAUGUGAAUAAUAUCCUAUAUGUUUUCCCAAAGUAAAGACGUACAGUAAGUAACCACUACAUAACCACGAAGCUGAAUGUGCUGUAAAUCACCAUUUUGUGAGUUUAUUGCCAGAACGCCCAAGUGUGAAUUGAGUGUUCAUCCCAGCUCUUUGAGUAAAACAGAUCUGUCACAGUUUGAAUCCAGUCUGCCUCGCAUUUCUUUCAAUUUAUUUCAAAAUAUCCUGAUCCACAUCUUUAAUUUCACCCAUUAUGUUUUCCAGCAGCUGCGAUCACUGUGGCAUUGUGCUUUUACCAUUCCAAAGCAUUUUGUUAUGACUGUACUCUGAGUGACGGCGACUGCACCAUGGAUUCCACUUGCCUGUUUCUGUAUGAACCAAUGGUACAUGACUGCUGUGUUUGACCAUUGUAUUUAUGAGGGAGACAGAGACAACUGAUGUAUUUCAGGGUAGGGAAGGGGUUUGUGCUGAAAAAAUAACAGCGAAUAACAAUAAAAGAAGUGGG
Messenger RNA from Monopterus albus (swamp eel), 7420 nucleotides. RefSeq names its product protein tyrosine phosphatase receptor type Ub (gene ptprub). NCBI's taxonomy places the organism in Eukaryota, Metazoa, Chordata, Actinopteri, Synbranchiformes, Synbranchidae. The record is from RefSeq and is a predicted model, not a curated record. Gene Ontology annotation, cellular component: membrane. The transcript is spliced from 31 exons. Gene Ontology annotation, molecular function: protein tyrosine phosphatase activity; protein binding. The coding region runs from base 257 to 4606 and encodes 1449 amino acids. Gene Ontology annotation, biological process: protein dephosphorylation.